Molecule: messenger RNA, 1156 nt
Organism: Pocillopora damicornis (cauliflower coral)
Lineage: Eukaryota; Metazoa; Cnidaria; Anthozoa; Scleractinia; Pocilloporidae
Product: U6 snRNA phosphodiesterase 1
Biological process (GO): U6 snRNA 3'-end processing
Cellular component (GO): nucleus
Molecular function (GO): 3'-5'-RNA exonuclease activity
Source: RefSeq, a predicted model, not a curated record
ACCAAAUGUUCAAUGCUUGUGGGUCGUCAAAUUCAAAGUAUUCCCUUGUUUUCACUUACACUUGGGCAAUGUUUCAUUUUUGCCAUUAAUCAUGUUACUUCAGAUCGCAUCUCAGAAGACGAAUCAGCUAAACACCACGGAAGGAUAAGGACAUUUUCUCAUUUUCCUGGUAACUGGGCUAUGCACGUGUUUAUUCCUUUCACAACCAACAGUUAUUUCGAGAGCCUUGUGGUAUCUGUGGUCGAAAGUUUGGCAGCUAUUGUAUCAAGUGAAGUUCACCUGACACCAUGUAAUGAGUUACAUGUUAGUGUGUCCAGAACAGUGCCAGUUAGACACUACUGGAUUGAGCCAAUUGUACAACAGCUAAAAAAUGGCCUCAGUACAGUGCAAAGUUUUAGGUCUACCUUGCAGUGCCCUGAAUUCUAUACAAAUGAUGAAAAAACAAGAUCAUUUUUAGCAUUGAAAGUAGUUGCAGGACAUAAAAAGCUGAAAGAGAUCGUUGCCAUAGUAGAUGAUAUCUUGGAAGAAUUUUCUCUUCCAGCAUUCUACAAGGAUCCAUCAUUUCAUCUAAGUAUUGCAUGGCUGCUUGGAGACAUCAGCUCUGAAAGGACAGAAGAAAUUCAAACCAGACUCCAGGAUAUUUUGGAUGCUUGCAUUUGUGAAAAAGAAGUUGCCAGGUCAUUGGUAUUGGAAGUAAAAGAAGUACACUGUAACAUAGGAAAUAAACAUUUUGUUUUUCCAUUGGAUGCCACGUGAUUAGAACAAGUAAGGACCAGGGAUCAAGAUCACAAAGAAAACUCUGCUGUUGACAAUAGGAGGAGUCUAAAGCAGCAACUUGCAUUGUUUUUUUUUUUGUAGGAAAGAUAGACAACUUUCUGGCUUGAGAGUGGCUGGUUAGUAAGCCAUCUUAGAUUGUUAUGAAAUGCAGACUCCAACUUUUCUCUAGUUUAGGUCUUUGCAACAAUACAUGUGGUCCAGAGAGACAAAAAAAAGAACAUUUGAGUCAUAAGCCUUUCUAAAGUGUAAAAGAGAUAAAAGAAUAUUAAUUAGAAAAAAAAAAGAGGAAAAUGAUCAAAUUUCCUUAUUGUGCUGAUGCACUUACUUUCAUAAUAUUUGCAAAAAUAAUAAUCAGAUGUCCUUAAGAAGUGAGAAAGAA